UAUGGGCAAAGUAAAAACAUUGACUGGUCUGCGUUAUUUUAAAGCUUACAGAGUUUAAUCCAGAGAAUACCCAAGCAUGUCGCGUUUCAGCGGAGCUCUGCAACUGACCGACCUGGAUGACUUUAUAACUCCCUCCCAGGAGUGUAUAAAGCCCGUAACGAUAGAUAAGACAAAGUCAAAGACUGGCGCUAAAAUUACAGUGGAAGCUGAUGGCUACUACGAGGAAUCUGAGAGCGGCAAGCAGAAGCUACAGAAAGUUGAGAUCACACUACAGGAUUGCCUUGCCUGCUCCGGCUGCAUUACGUCCGCGGAGGGGGUGCUGAUCACCCAGCAGAGUCAAGAGGAACUGCUCAAGGUGCUGCGCGAGAAUCAAACGCUCAAGGCCUCCGGGGACAAUGAACAGGUGCGCACAAUUGUGUUUACAAUCUCGGUGCAACCGCUGCUGAGUCUGGCGCAUCGUUAUGAUCUCAGCUUGGAGGAAGCGGGUCGCCAUUUGGCCGGCUAUCUGCAACAAUUGGGCGCCGAUUAUGUGCUGUGCACAAAGAUAGCCGAUGAUCUGGCGCUCCUGGAGUGCCGGCAGGAGUUUGUCGAGCGCUUUCGCAACAAUGCCGAGCUGAGCAUGCUGAGCUCCUCGUGUCCCGGCUGGGUCUGCUAUGCGGAGAAGACGCACGGCAAUUUCAUUCUGCCCCACAUUGCCACCACACGUUCGCCGCAACAGAUAAUGGGUGUGCUGGUCAAACAGUUGUUGGCCGAGAAGCUGGGCGUAUCCGGCUCACGUAUUUACCACGUGACAAUUAUGCCAUGCUACGACAAGAAACUGGAAGCAUCCCGCGAAGAUUUCUACAGCGAAGUAAGCAGCUCACGGGAUGUGGACUGUGUAAUUACUGCAAUUGAGGUGGAGCAAAUGCUUCAGGCCGAGGAGCAAACCUUGCAACAAUUCGAGCCAAAAGAUCUGCACUGGCCAUGGACGGAUCAGCAGCCAGAGUCGAUGCUCUGGGCACACGAGUCAACAAUGUCCGGCGGCUAUGCGGAGCACAUAUUCAAAUAUGCAGCCAAAGAACUCUUCAACGAGGACACUCCCACUGAGCUGCAGUUCAGGGCGCUACGCAAUCGGGACUUUAGUGAGAUCUGCUUGGAGAAGGAGGGCAAAGUACUCCUCAAGUUUGCAAUUGCUAAUGGCUUUCGCAAUAUCCAAAAUCUAGUACAGAAGCUGAAGCGUGGCAAGGGACCGGGCUAUCAGUUUGUCGAAGUGAUGGCUUGCCCCUCCGGCUGCAUCAAUGGUGGCGCCCAGGUGCGUCCCACAACGGGACAGCAUGUGCGCCAGCUAACCCAACAGCUGGAGGAACUCUACAAGCAGUUGCCGCGCUCCAAUCCGGACAAUACCCACACCAAACAGAUCUAUGCGGAUUUCUUUGACGGAACACAUACGGACAAAUCCGCACAGCUUUUGCAUACCAGCUAUCAUGCCGUGGAAAAACUAAACACAGCCCUAAAUAUUAAAUGGUGAUGCAGAAUAUGUUUUUCUUCUUUUUCAUCCGAAUCCGAUGGAGAAAUGUCUUUGAAAGUUGCUUGUCAGCUUAUAUUUUACUUUGUUUGGUAGUAAUAAAUAUUUGUAUAUUG
Drosophila grimshawi is the source of this 1620-nucleotide messenger RNA. Its product is annotated as probable cytosolic Fe-S cluster assembly factor GH10760. Gene Ontology annotation, biological process: iron-sulfur cluster assembly. Gene Ontology annotation, cellular component: cytosolic [4Fe-4S] assembly targeting complex. The coding region runs from base 77 to 1507 and encodes 476 amino acids. The record is from RefSeq and is a predicted model, not a curated record. Lineage: Eukaryota; Metazoa; Arthropoda; Insecta; Diptera; Drosophilidae. Gene Ontology annotation, molecular function: 4 iron, 4 sulfur cluster binding. The transcript is spliced from 4 exons.